GUUGUUCUUACCUAACCAGUGACCACACAUCACCUGACCACACAUCGCCUGACCACACAUCGCCUGACCACACAUCGUUGUUGCAGGUGCAGCAGCGAGAUGUGCCAGGUAUCGACGCUGCGUACCUCGCCAUGGACACCGAGGAGGGCAUGGAAGUUGUCUGGAACGAGGUGCGGUUCAGCGAGCGCCGCACUCUGCGUGAGAGAGAAGAGCUCAUCAAGGCUGCCUUCAACAACCUCACUGAACUCGACCAUCCUAACAUCGUCAAACUCCACAGCUAUUGGGUCGAUGCAGACCCUGAUAAACGCAGGAUCGUGUUCAUCACAGAGUAUAUGUCGUCGGGGUCGCUAAGAAAGUUCUUGAAGUUAACCAAGCGCAACGAUAAGAAGGUGAACGUGUCGUCUUGGAAGAAGUGGUGUAUACAGAUCUUGUCCGCGCUGGGAUACUUGCACUCGUGCACUCCCGCCAUCGUGCACGGUAACCUGACUGCAGAUACCAUCUUCAUCCAGUCCAACGGCCUCAUCAAGAUAGGAUCAGUUGCCCCCGACGCCAUCCAGAAACAUGUCAAGACUUACAAGACCGACUUGAAGAACAUGCACUACAUCGCUCCAGAGUAUGCCGAUGGAGGAGCAUUGAGCUCAUCAGUGGACGUGUACGCGCUGGGGAUGUGUGCUCUGGAGAUGGCUGCACUCGAGAUCUCAGGUAACGGAGACUCAGGCCACAACAUCAGCAAAGAGCUCAUCAAGCGCACCAUUGAUAGCCUGGAAGACAAAGACCAACAGGACUUCAUACGUCAAUGUCUGGCCAGUGAUCCCGACCAGCGUCCCGGCGUGCGGCAACUGCUCCUGCAUCCCAUACUCUUCGAGGUGCCUUCACUCAAGCUCCUGUCGUGUCACUCUCUGCUCAACGGCACCAAUGACCAGUACAGCAUAGAAGAGAUCCUACAGCACCAGUACAGCCCUGAGAAGGUGGUGGCAGAAGUCAGGCAGCGAAAUGCAGAGGCUCCCCUGCAGUACACCAUCGCUUGCGUCACUAAAAACGACAAGGAUCAACUAGAGAAAUUUGUGGAAGAUGUCCGAUACGGCGUGUACCCGCUGACUGCGUUUGGCAUCGACUGUGGCCGGUCAAGUGAAGACCGCGGGUCGUCACCCGACGAGUGCGAGUCUGUACAGCGCAGUGAAGGAGGCGCGCCUGGCAGCGGCAGCGGUCAUGUCGAUCCCAGGGUCCUGAAUAUGAUGUGUAAUAUCAAGCCACACGAGGAUGGAGAGCAGCUCCAUCUGACGAUCUCGCUGCGGCUGGACACGAAGAUGAACCGUCAGUUGGUGUGCCUGGUGACGCCAGAGGACGACGCCGUUGUGUUGACAGACGAGCUCGUACAGCACGAGUUCAUCGCUGCGCUCGACCACGCGAACGUGUGCAGCCUCAUUGAGGAGCAGCUUGCCCUCGCCCGCAAGAAGCCUCACCACCCCGACCUCAGCAACGCUAACAACAACAACGACAAUAACAUUAACCCGCCCGUUACGAGUAAUGGGCUUACCGAAUCCCAUGGCGUGGAGAAUGCCCCUAAUAAUCUAAACCUGAAUAACCGGCAUAAUAAUCAAAAUUCUGCUGCUGCUACUAUUAAUGGUACUACUAGUAAGUUGAAUACUCCUGCUGAUGACAGCAGCAUUAACAUCAAUAGUAAUCAGCAGCAGCACCACAAUGUCAUGAAUGGGUCGUCACCACACCGUAGCUCAGCCACAGGUACGACUUCCACUACUGCUGUUCAUACCACAAACAAUAAUUCAAACACAGCCCUUGUGAACGGUAGAGUCCACGGCAACCCUCAGCAUGGCCAGUUACCGCACCAGCAACACAAUUCUUCGGUGCCAAGAUAACACUCAGGAUGGCAUCACCUAAGGCGGUGUUUCUAUUCUAAGCGAACUUCUUCCCCUUACCGUCACUAUGUUAACAUUACUGUAUACCUUAGAGCUUCUCAAUCCUGUAGAGUAGAGUAGAUUUACCGAGCUGGCGCGAUGCCUGUCGUCAGUAGGUUACUUAUUAGUGUUCUAGAAUGUUGAAAAGCAUUAACUAUUGUGCCUGCUUCAUGGUUCGUACUGGGAGGUUUGUGGAGCUCGAUGUAAUGUUUCAUGUGCUCUAGCUGUGGGAGUGAAUAUGUGUCCGUGGGACUGGCUGUGCUCUAAUCGUUUGCCAGCGUCAAAAUUAUUUGACAACCCUUUCUCGAAUUUAUGUCCAAGUCUUCUGUUUAUGCAAAUUUAGCUUUAGAAGUAACGUGAUUUGUUGAAAGUUGGAGAAAUGUAAUUGUCAGUAUCUUUUCUUGCAGGUCAUAUUUCAUGCUUGCCUAAUAGCUUUGAUUUAUAUCAAACUUGUCAUUGCUGUCAGAGAAUUACCUAAUCAUUGUGCUUAGUAUUUAAUCUAAAUUGAUUCAUAUUGAAUCUCUUGUGCUCUAGUUGCUUGUGUUAAAAAUGCACCAGCUAAAUUGGAGUGCUACCUUCCACGAAGAUUAAACUUCUUGACUGUCGUAUUUACUGCAACCGUUGUUAGCUCGUAACGAGUCGAUCGGUUACUCUCGUGCAUGCCUAAGACUCAAGUCAGUCCUCUUGGUCGCGAUCAUAAUUGUGUCUCAAUAAUAUGUUUGAUGCGACUCAUGAAUGCUGUCGCUAGCUGAAGGUAAUAAUGCUAUGGGCGAUGUCGGUAGAGCGGAGAGUUCUAUGUACUUGGCUGUCUUAGGAUUAACUUCAAUACUGUGACCGAGAUAUAGUGGACCUACGAUAGUAUCUUGUACAUAAAUACUACUCUAGUUUAGCCUAGAAGAUAAAAUAUUCAUAGGUAAGAGGAGCGUGAGUGGUGGUUAUAAAACAGGGUGUCUCAAGUGUUUACUAUAUUUAGAUUCCCGUAUACUAUCUAUAUCCAAUCGAUAUAAACGAAUCUGGUUUUUAAUGCCAAGCGCGUCAUUCUCAUACUUGCUUUAUUCAUUAUAUUAUGAGAAGAUAAGUUUCUUACCGAUUUCAGAUUAUAUAGUGACUCCUUGGAGUGGCUGCGUAAUACUCAAUUAUUUCGUCGGUAUAAAAAUUUGUGGUCCUCGAUAUUUAAAAUCAGGUAGCAAUAUAUGCAGUACAUCGAAAUUCGGAUAUUUUGCCUCCUGCUUUUCUCGUUGCCAAUGUUGCAAUUAAUCGUAAUCAUAUGACGAGUUUGCUCAGCGUAGAAAUGUAAUCUUGAGAACUACUGUUUAAAGCUGUGAUCAUUUGGAUUAUAUUUUUCUGCUUCAGGAUUUCCAAUGCGCCAAUGCGGUCACUCACUGGGGAGUUAUUAAUUUACGAUAUUGUUUUACUUUCAUGAUUAAAUUCGUUAGUGCUAUAGCCUUACAACAUGUACAUGCAUAUGUUCGGAGCUGCAAUCGAUUUUUCAUGAUUACUUAUGACGCAUGUUUGAUGAUGUCAUUUAUUUCAAUAGAAAGUUGGGCUGAAUUCACUUAGAUUUCUGAGGAAAAAGUACGUAUUGUAAAUCUAGUAAUAACCUCGAACCUUAAAUUCUAAAGAAUGAUUUAGCGUAUCCUACUUAAUUUUGCUGCGUGCUUUGAAGAUCAAAUUUGAUGAAGUAAGAGCGAACUUGCCAUUUAUCUUGCAUCGUCAAUAGACCGAGGAGUGCUUGCGAAUCAAUGAUGUCGACCAUUCCCAUCAACUUGAAAGACAUUCCGGCUAUGUUUAGUUAGUCAAAUGACCUGCACUCGCAGGUUGUUCUGCUUUGACGAGCCAUAUUAGCCACAUUUAUUUAGUUUUUGUAUGCGAAGAGAAGUGUUGCAGCCAUCCAUUGAUGACUUCCAGAAGCGUCACGUUGACGCUCAUUCAUCUCAACUGAUUAAGAUGACUGCGAUUAAGUGGAUUAAGAUAUCUAUGUAAUUGUGGUGGACGAAGAUAUCUUGUCCAUAAGUUGGUUUAAGAUACCUAUAUCCAUAAGAUGUAUUAAUAUGUCUAAAUCUCUAUGGUGGAUUAGGAUAUCUAUGUCCAUAUUGUGGUGUUCUUUCCCCCGUUCGAUUAGCUUUGGCUAAUUGUGACAAGUUGUUCCGUGUCUUCGUUAUAUUUCAUUCAAUUUCGUUCGCUUUUUACUUGCUUUCAUACAAACUAUUUUGCUUCCUUUUCUUUGCGUUGCGAUUCUCCCCUCGCCCAGUUGGCCGCCUUCUUAAGAACAUUCUUACAUUUGCUUCAUGUCCAUGUAGAAGCAUUGCAGCCGCUAUUGCAUUUUAGUUAAAUUCUUUGUAUACUCGAGCUCAUAACUUGACUUUCCGUCGACAUCAGUUGGUGUUAAUUCUCCGCCCUUAUAGUCUCUGCCAGAAAUGUUUGCUCUUAAUUAUAUGUGCUCAGGGGCAGAGUGUGGGCAACCAUCUUCCCUCUUGCGAACUUCACCGCUUACGUACUUUAUUCAGGCGAGACCUACCUUCACCGACCACUAUUUUCAUUGGGGGAGCCGUAGAUCAAACUGAGAUAUUGAUUUGUAAAAUUUUUAGACGGUCUCAUUUUGGUCGAAUAAGAGUUUAUGUGAUAUGUUUCUUAGCCAAGAUUCUUAAUGCAUGUGGCCAUUUUAAGAUGGAAAUUAUUUGUGCUAACUUGAUGUUCUCCUUGUGAUACGUGGUCUUUUAUGCAUCAAGAUUCGCUCCGCGAUUUUUGUUACUCUCAAGAGUCGCGUUUGCAGUAGCGUCGAAUCGCCAUCAAACUAUUCUUCGUCGUUACAAAUUUUGGAGAUGACAUUUAAAUUUAUCGAAUCAUUUUUAAAUCUAUCUACACGAUCUUUUUGUUCAUUAUGGCUCAAAAUAAUUUUAUAAGAUUCCCUUCCUUAUGUAGCAGCGUCGUCUCUUGCUGUUUUGCAAUUAAGUUCUUAGGGUCAACGAAUAUUUAUCCUGUUAUUGCACGACAUUUUAUCAGACAACGUCAUUGCACUAUACUGGGCUGGUGUGCAUUGAGUGAUCUCGAGCGCCUUUACCAAAUAUGUCCAUUCAGACUGAUAUUCAUUUCUUUCAUAUCCAGGAUGAGCAUUGGCUGCUUCUUCCUGACUGGUCAUUUUCUGGAUGCCGAUGUAGAUUGCUCCGAUUCUGCGUUAUCAUUAUUGGGUUUUUAAUUUAGCACGAUAAUCGUUGAAAUUACUGUUAUUAGAGCGUGGCAUUAAAUCUAAUCAGAUGAACGCCGAUCCAUUUUUUCUUGCAGAUGCCGAUAAUGAUGUAGGAUAAGAAUAAACCUUUGUUAGUGAUGAGGUAUUAUUUGUAGCUCUGCAGUUCGUUUUUCGUCGCCAAUUAGCCAUUAUGCUUCGGUUAAGCGUAGGUCUUUAUGACCACAGUUGCGUCCCCCUGAGCGUGGUUGUAAAACUCUGCUGCGUUCUCAGUUUAGCUGUAUUCUUAUUAGGCAUUACGAGCAUUAUCUUUGUUUAAUAAAUUUGUUUUUAA
Molecule: messenger RNA, 5434 nt
Organism: Hyalella azteca
Lineage: Eukaryota; Metazoa; Arthropoda; Malacostraca; Amphipoda; Hyalellidae
Gene: Madm
Product: nuclear receptor-binding protein
Exons: 9
Biological process (GO): intracellular signal transduction; endoplasmic reticulum to Golgi vesicle-mediated transport; protein phosphorylation
Cellular component (GO): cytoplasm; endomembrane system
Molecular function (GO): protein serine/threonine kinase activity; ATP binding
Source: RefSeq, a predicted model, not a curated record